AUGGGCAAGAUGGAAACUCCUUCCGUCCCGGUGCAGAAUGGCGAACCUUGCGGAAUAUAUGGAGAUUUCAGCCAUGCAGUCAAUGAGUGCCACAGAAUGGGCGAGUUUACUCCGGAGGGUAAAGCUGAAGUCUAUGCUGCACAAGGAUUUCAGAGCUAUAAUCAAAUGCAGAGCAGACCUGGCUUCGUGCAAAACUACAAUCAAGGACAGAGCUAUAAUCAAGGACAGAGCUAUAAUCAAGGGCAGAGCAGACCACAAUUCGGGCAGCACUAUAAUCAAGGGCAGAGCAGACCGCAGAAUUAUAAUCAAGGUCAGAACGUCAACAAUGGAUGGAGAGGUCAGCAGCCCUGCCCACCGCAACAAAAUUUUCCCCAACAAUAUCCACCGAGGUAUCAACAGCAAGGGAAUUUUCAGCCUUCGCAGCAACACGCUCAGCCCCAGAAGUCAUCACUUGAAGAUAACUUUGCAAGCUUUCAUGGAGAUUAA
Messenger RNA from Salvia miltiorrhiza (redroot sage), 486 nucleotides. Its product is annotated as gamma-hordein-3-like. The coding region runs from base 1 to 486 and encodes 161 amino acids. The transcript has a single exon. NCBI's taxonomy places the organism in Eukaryota, Viridiplantae, Streptophyta, Magnoliopsida, Lamiales, Lamiaceae. The record is from RefSeq and is a predicted model, not a curated record.